CUCUAUCAAUCAAUUUCAAUGAACUUUUCUCUAAACCCUAAUCAUUCACCAUUGAAUUUCUAGCUCAAAUUCGACUUGAUAAAUUUCGGAUUCGUCAUAAUAAUCAUCCGCGAGGACUGAAACUGCAUUCUACCGAUGGGAAAAACCAGCGCACGUGGUGAAGCAAAGUCGAGUGCAGAUCGCAAGUUCGAUAAGAAAUUGGAAUUUUACGAGAAGGUCAGAGCAGCAGUUACCAGCAAAGCUAUUAGCAAGGAGCAAAAGCAAAAGAAACGAAGCAGACAAAAGAAACUAAAAGCAUAUGAUCUGACUUCCCUCACAGAGUGCCUCCCUGAGUUAAAAGCUCCCUCAGCAUCAGUACCGGUUGAAUUGAAACUUAAUUGCAAGAGGAGAAAUGACCUAGUGGUUAAAGAGAGUAAUAAGUUGAAGAUGGUUAUCAAUCAUCCGGUUUACCAGUCGGAUCCUUUAGCUGCUAUUUAUCAGCAUUUGCAGACGACACAGCCUGCCCCUGACAAGAAGCCUAAGAAAAAGGAUGGUAAAUCUAGAAAAAGUAAGACGAAAAAGAAGAAGUCUAAAGAUACAGAGUCGAUGGAUAUAUAAAUGCAAGGACUGGAUUUCUUCAUUUUUUGCUAUGGGUACCUUCUCGCACCAGUUUCUCAAACAGUUCUGCAUGCUGCCUGACAUACUUGGAGAUGGGAAGCUGUAACACUGAAUCUAUCAGUAAAUGGUGGUCAUGAACUAUUCGUUUAGAUUUCAUGGUAUGUGCAUAGUUAAGGCAGCCUAUUUUUGUUAGGACUUUGCUGCAGUAUAACUGAAAAAACAGUUAAAAGGAGAUUUUAUGUGCCUGAAUGUAAGAAAUGAAUUGUGAUUUUUUUCUUUGGGGC
Molecule: messenger RNA, 881 nt
Organism: Salvia hispanica
Lineage: Eukaryota; Viridiplantae; Streptophyta; Magnoliopsida; Lamiales; Lamiaceae
Product: ribosome biogenesis protein
Biological process (GO): maturation of SSU-rRNA from tricistronic rRNA transcript (SSU-rRNA, 5.8S rRNA, LSU-rRNA)
Cellular component (GO): preribosome, small subunit precursor; 90S preribosome; nucleolus
Source: RefSeq, a predicted model, not a curated record